Molecule: messenger RNA, 4544 nt
Organism: Orussus abietinus
Lineage: Eukaryota; Metazoa; Arthropoda; Insecta; Hymenoptera; Orussidae
Product: probable ATP-dependent RNA helicase DHX34
Exons: 16
Coding region: 804-4361 (1185 amino acids)
Biological process (GO): nuclear-transcribed mRNA catabolic process, nonsense-mediated decay
Cellular component (GO): intracellular anatomical structure
Molecular function (GO): RNA binding; ATP binding
Source: RefSeq, a predicted model, not a curated record
UCCAUAUUUCCUUAUUAAUUGAAUCUGAUUUAAUGUAACGUUUUAUUGGGAGAAUUGUAUUAUAUUCUUUAAAGUGUUCAUUCAAUUUAUUUAGAAUUUUUUUCUCUCGCGAACUUUUCAUUAUUUUUGCAUUGGUAUUAUUGCCGCGGUUUUCGCGCCACGUAUCGGAAUUAUCAGGAACUAUGAUGUCGAUAUUGCCGGUAAAAUCAAAUGUUAUUAAAGAGAGCUCAAGUAGGUAACGUAAAGUUGCUGGUACAUUUAAAUCGUUUCUUUAUUGUUAAAUAGUCUGAUAUCUUUGAAAUUAAGCGAUCUGUAUCAAUUACCCGAACCAAAACUUUGUAUUAUGUCUGGAGCACAAUCGAUGUCAGCCGGCAUUUUCAUUAUAUCGUUUGAUGUGUGCGUUGUGCCGAACAUAACCUGUACUUUCAUACGUUGACGAAACUACAUAGUGUAAACAUACGUUGCAAAGAUCAUAAUAUUUUGACAAUUGGCUAAGGUGUCGGAAAAAUACUUUAGGCCACAAUAUAAGAGCCGAACAACUCUAGAUCGAUCAACCAACUAACCAAGGAAUAUAACCUGUAUUUUAUGUAAAUUAACGCAAUAUUCUGAAUCCGAAAGUCGUCACGACAAAAUCUUCCAUCAAGAUUUUGUCUUUACAUUGAUCGUUCAUAAUUCGCUAAACAUUAGAUAUAAUCGUAAGAUGUUAUCUGAAGUACUCUACAAUCAAAUGCAACUGAACGUAUACCAGAAAGAUGUACUUAAGACAUGGAUGUAUGUUAAUAAUGGACGGAUGAACAUGAAAUAUGGAUUCACGACACUCAAAAUCUAAACAUGAAAGGGAGGUGGACCGUAGUAGAUAUGACGAGUACAAGUACUCGCGCAAAAGAAAAAGAUCGCAUUCGGACCGAUAUCGAGAGGAUGAUUUGCAUUUACCAUCGACAGAAAGACGUUCUCGAUACGAUGAAACUAAAUUUGACAAUGAUUCAUUGGAACACAGGGAUGCGAAAUCUAACUAUUCAAGUUUUGAUGAUGUAGAGUUCUCUUUUGAAAAAUAUAAAUACGAGCUAAACAAAGUUUUCUCCGCAAAUCCAAAUCUAGUUCAAGAUACGGAAGACUUUUGGAAGUUUCUAAGGAUGUAUGAAUCAAUGCAGAAGAAACUUGGGAAAAUUAGUAACCCAGUUCCAGAUUCAGGAGCUCUUAAUUCUCUGGGUGUACCACAAACGUAUCAUAAGUCAUUUUGUAUUAACGUCAAAAUCAGUUUGAGUUUUGGAGAAUUGUUUGCGCGUGUUCCACAGAUAAAAGAAUUGUCAGAGAAAGUAUUAUUGAAAUUCCGGGAAAUUAUUAUCUCGUAUUAUGAUUUCAAGCAGAAAGAAAAAUUCACGAAACUCAAAAAACUGAGGGAGGCGCAAGCCACUUUACCAGUAGCUCAAUAUCGAGAUGAGAUUAUUGAAACUGUAAAAAGGGAAAGAGUAGUUAUAAUAGCUGGAGAUACAGGCUGUGGGAAGUCUACACAAGUGCCCCAAUACUUGCAUGCUGCUGGAUUUGAAAAAAUUGCAUGUACGCAACCACGCAGAAUUGCAUGCAUCUCAUUGGCUAAACGUGUAGCUUUCGAGACCCUCACAGAGAAUUGCAACGAGAUUGGCUAUCAGAUUCGUUUUGAGAAACAACGAAAUCAGGACACCAAAAUUACGUUCAUAACAGAAGGACUCUUAUUGAGACAAGUAUCUGGAGAAUCAGGAUUAUCUCAGUAUGACGUAAUCGUUUUAGAUGAGGUACACGAGCGACACUUGUAUGGUGACUUUUUGUUGGGUAUUAUGAAAUGCCUCUUGUAUCAACGUCCUGAUCUGAAAUUAGUGCUUAUGUCUGCUACUAUUAAUAUACAGUUAUUUAGCAGCUAUUUUGCUAAAGAAAAUGCAAAGGUGAUACAAGUUCCUGGACGCUUGUAUCCUAUACAACUUUUAUACAGACCUAUUACAAUCGAAGAUGUACGAUACAAAUCCGAAAGGUUCAAUCCUAGUCCUUACGUGCAAAUUAUGCAAAUGAUUGACCAAAAAUAUUCCAGUGAAGAGAAAGGAGACUUACUGAUUUUUUUGAGUGGUAUGACUGAAAUUACAGCAGUUGUAGACGCUGCUAAAGAAUAUAGCCAGAAAAAAAGUAAUUGGAUUGUGUUACCAUUGCACAGCACACUUUCAAUAGCCGAACAAGAUAAAGUGUUCGACUAUGCACCCGAUGGUGUACGUAAAUGCAUAGUAUCUACAAAUAUUGCCGAAACUUCUAUUACCAUUGAUGGUAUCAGAUUCGUCGCUGAUAGUGGAAAGGUAAAAGAAAUGAGUUACGAUCCUUCGUGUAAGAUGCAGCGACUCAAAGAAUUUUGGAUUAGCAAAGCCAGUGCAGAACAGAGAAAAGGUAGAGCGGGAAGAACAGGUCCUGGAGUUUGUUACAGAAUUUAUUCAGAAGAAGAGUAUAUGGCUUUGGAGAAAUAUUCAACGCCAGAGUUACAGCGAGUACCACUAGAUUCCUUGUUACUACAAAUGAUGGCAAUGGGACUUCCAGAUUCCCGAAAAUUUCCAUUUAUAGAACCACCUCCUUCUGAAAGCAUAGAAAAUUCCAUACUUUCUUUAAAAGAACACGGAGCUUUAACGGACAAUGAAAAGUUGACAUGCAUUGGAAAAACAUUAGCAAAGCUGCCUGUAGACAUAACUAUUGGGAAGAUGUUGAUAAUGGGAUCCAUCUUUCACCAAGUCGAACCAGUAUUGUCUUUAGCCGCAGCUUUGAGUAUUCAGACUCCCUUCACCAAUAGAGCUUACAGAGAUUCGGAGUGUGAGACUUCCAGAAAAAAACUUGAAUCGGACCAUGGAGAUCCUAUUACUCUCCUUAAUGCAUACAAAGAAUGGUUAGAAGUAAAGCAAGAACGUAACCGUGAAGCAAGAGGUAGCGGAAGUAAUAGUAGAAAAUGGUGCAGAAGAAGAGGUUUAGAAGAGCAACGAUUUUAUGAAAUGACGAAAUUAAGAACACAGUUUAAGGACUUACUUCAAGACGGUGGCUUACUGAAAAAUCUUUCCGAACCAAGUUCAUCUAUGAGUAGUACGGAACGGGCAAUGAGGCAUGGAGAAUUGAAGUUACUAAAAUCUCUUAAAAGAACCUACAGACAAACCGCGCCAAGGAAACGCAAAGAGUUAAAGCUCGAUCUGUUCGAUAUACAAAUUGACGAUAAUGAUAACAACGAUGGAGAGAUUGAUAUCAAAGACGUGGAAUUUAGAAUGAGAAACGAUGCCUCGCAAGUACAGAAUUUACUGACAGCAGCUACUGCGUGUAGUUACAAAGACUUAACAAUGUUGAAGUUAAUCCUGUGCAGUGGUUUGUACCCACAAUUCGCAAUUGCUGAUGAGUUCAAUUAUUGCAAAUCCAUAAGCGAACAGCUGUUUCAUACAAAAGCUAAGCCAUACGUUGCACUGCAUCCAAUGAGCUUCUUUGGAAAUCAUCCGCAGACUCUACGAUUGGAGGAACCAGAUGUCGUAACAAUCCCUGGUUUCAAAUCAAAGACGCCAGUCAGUCCGAAACAUCAGUUGCUAGCAUAUUUAUCAUUGCUGGAAACAACGAAGCCAUACUUAGUGAACACACUUAGAAUGCCAGCAGCCCAGACAUUGCUGUUGUUUGCUCAUGAAAUUGAUACCAAUGCUACGUUAUCCAUGAUGAUAUGUGACUCGUGGUUAUCAAUAGAAUUCCCAGUACCUGAUAGCGGGCAGACAUUACUGUUAAGGGCUGAUAAGCUUCGACAAAAAUGGGACUUUUUAUUAAAUCAGCGAUUGCAAGAAAUGACAUCAACUACUGAAUCAAGAGAGGAUUCAAGCAAACUCGAGUACGAGCUGAAUCAUGACUUGAUCGAUUUUACGCAUACCACUAUUCCAUACAUAAUAAGACGACUUUUGGUAGCAGAUCUUAAAACAAUAUAUGUCGGUCGCGGGGAGAAUAAUAUACCCGUGAGUCCUAAUCCUUUUCAGGAAGAUUUUCAGUGUAUCCCUCACGAAGUAAAAGGUGGCGUUAGAUUGACAAGUAACAUCACAUAUAAUUGUUUGAUAGAGACCGAAUGGAGCGAUAAAUUGGCAGUAGAGAUGAUGGAGACGGAAUGGAAUUGCCCGAAAUGUGACAUUCGGGCUACGUUAACUAGCAUAGAAAAAUUACAACAUCAGGCGACUUGUGUAAAACCAACAUCGGAGACAAUGGACACCAAAACCGAGAGUUCCGCCAAGAAGAAAUCUAAUCACCAAGCUUAUGAGUGUCCCGAUUGCAAAGAAACCCUGUAUCUAAAACCGAUAGAAAUACUGAAGCACAAAAAGCAACAUCUAAAGAAUUGUGAAUAGGAUCAUCUCGUAUUCGUUAUAAAUAUUAUUAAUAUGCAAUCAAAGAAUAUACCAAGGAGUAUCAGUAUUUGAACUGCAUUAUACAAUUAAAAAUGCUAAGUUAAGUUUACACACUUUGUAAAGGCAAUGUACACUUCUUAACUGUAUAUAGCGAUCACUAAACAGGGAGAUCUUUCUAUUCCA